AGCAGAUGAUUCAGCAGCAUCCUCUCGAGUCCGGCACGCAGUAAGCUGGACGGUCGACAGGUACCUCAGCUUCGAGGUAUGGUGACAGCUACAUGAGCUCGCGCCAUCAUUCUGGCACUUGCUUGAUCACUGAUCUCUGAACAUCGACGCGACGUGUUGCCGGAAUCCUCUAUUGUACCUUUGAAUGACCCUUUUGUCUUCUCGCAAACAUCUGCGCAUUGCCUUCCUGCAGAGCACGUGACGAGGAGGUUUAGGCGAUUGAAUCGGGGUGCCAAGGAAAAGCUUCCCGCAAGCUUCCAGCCCCAUUCUGCUCGGACUUCUCACUUCACGUUACCUCUUUGCCGUCUCCAAUCCCCUCGACCACGCCUGCUGCACACCUGCACGAUCUCCUACUGUACUGCACCGCUGCCAUCUCUCCAUACACCCCCUCGUCUGGCCCAAUGUCCUCGCUGGUCAUUGCCCGUGUCGCGCGGGCCAGGCUCUUCAACACCAAUGCCUCCGGCCUACGGAGGGUGAGCGCGAUGCGCACCCCCCUCGCUGCCCGCUUCAGCACCGCCUCCCGACUACAGAAUGAGCAUGGCGAAGAGAGUUUUGAAGAGUUCACUGCGAGAUACGAAAAGGAAUUCGAGCAGGUCCAGGACGUCUUCGAGCUGCAGCGCAACCUGAACAAUGCCUUUGCCUACGAUCUUGUCCCCUCUCCCUCCGUCAUCACCGCCGCCCUCCGAGCCGCCAGAAGAGUCAAUGACUUUCCCACGGCCGUGAGAAUAUUCGAAGGCAUCAAGGCCAAAGUGGAAAACCAGAACCAGUACGACGAAUACAUCAAGGAGCUCCAGCCCAUACGGGAAGAGCUCGGUGUGAAUCUCAAGGAGGUCAUGUACCCCGAGAGCUCGUAGAAAGAGUACAUCCUGGAUUGUGGGGAUUGUAUGACGUGCGCCGACGAGAUCGACUGGGUGGGGAAGCGAGAGUGGAAGGCGGAGGAAGCACGAACGGAUAAGAAGGGUACAGCGAUGGAGUAGAAUAUAUCAACACUUGCCUAGGUAUGGAUGGGCGUGGCCGUGAGGCUGCGUCAACUGUUACUAUUAGCUGCACAAAUCCUUCCUACAUGCG
This is a messenger RNA of Neohortaea acidophila, 1107 nucleotides long. Its product is annotated as cytochrome c oxidase subunit VA-domain-containing protein. The transcript is spliced from 3 exons. Gene Ontology annotation, cellular component: mitochondrial inner membrane. Gene Ontology annotation, biological process: mitochondrial electron transport, cytochrome c to oxygen. The record is from RefSeq and is a predicted model, not a curated record. NCBI's taxonomy places the organism in Eukaryota, Fungi, Ascomycota, Dothideomycetes, Mycosphaerellales, Teratosphaeriaceae. The coding region runs from base 441 to 893 and encodes 150 amino acids.